Messenger RNA from Camellia sinensis, 1621 nucleotides. The record is from RefSeq and is a predicted model, not a curated record. Lineage: Eukaryota; Viridiplantae; Streptophyta; Magnoliopsida; Ericales; Theaceae.
UUUUUUCUUUUUUAAGUUUUGCAUCUGCUUCUUAUUCCAUGGUAAACUAGUAGCUUGUGUCGUGAGCGUCCUUGUGGUGAUUGUUUGAGUCACAUAAACAACGUCUCCAGAAAUAGGGACAUGACUUUGUACAUUUUUCCCUCACCAGAUUUUGCUUUAGCGGGAGCUUGUACAGUAAGUAAUUUUUUUAGAUAAAUCUUAGUAAGAAAGUUAAUCUGUAAGUAAGAUGUGUUACGAUCCCACAUUAGGUAGAUAUAGGCUUGGUCAUGUGAAUACAAGCUUCUUAGAUAUCCUCCAUUUACAAGUUGGUUUUCAAGGAUGAGUUUAACUAAAAGGAGUUUGUUUUAUUUGUAUAGAAUGGAAUUAGAUAGGUUGUGGUUUUGUCUUUUAGCGGGAGUAUCGUGCACCAGUGGAAAUGAGAUGUUCUGAGAUGUUCAUUGACAGUAGGAUGUGUUAUGAUCCCAAAUCAGUUAACAAUAGGUUCGGUCAUAUACAUAAGUGUUUUUGGACACCCACCGUUACAAGUAAAUUUUCGAGAGUGUUCUACCUGAGGGGUUUGUAUCAUUUGUAUGAGAUGAGAUGACUUUGCAGUUUGAAUCACAAAAAGGAUGACCUAGAGCUAGAGGUGUAAGAUACUUGCUAACGCAUGGAAUACUGAUAGUUUAACAAUAAGGUUGGUGGUAUUAAUAUACGUUUCUUUAAUUGUUAGUAAUCAUUUGUUAAGUUUUGAUAUUCAGUGAUCCAUUUGGGUUGUAUGCAAAAAAAUUUGCAGGUCAAUUCAUGCAUUGCUUGGGAUUGGAAUAGCCAUGUGUGCUAUAGCAUGCCUUGGCCACAUUGCUGCAGAUACUGCAAAUGCAUGUUGCCUUUGCUGUUACAUGGUUAUGAUAUUUGUGCUUCUCCUGGUGGAGACUGCAUUCAUGGCAGACAUAUUCCUAAACUCUGAUUGGGAGAAGGACUUGCCUGAAGAUCCAACAGGAAGGUUUGAUGAUUUCAUUGACUUUGUCAAGUCUAAUUUUGACACUUGCAAAUGGAUGGCCUUGCUCACUGUCUUAGCUCAGGGAUGUUCAAUCCUAGUGGCCACUGUUCUAAGAAACCUUGAUGAGAAAGAUAAGAGAAGAAACUAUGACAAUGAUGAUGGUGAUUACAGUACUGUACCUGGGCUUCCAUUUCUGAACCAUCCUAUGCCGGUGCAGCCACUUCCUUAUACUGUUGCCGACUUGCCUUUUCCCUCCAAGACUGAGACUUGGAAGAUGAACAAGUGAACCAAAUUGCACCUAUUACACGUUGCUGAAGAACACAAGCAAAUGAAGUUUCCACUGAUGCCAGCAAUCGAAAAUCUCCCAAGUAAACAUCCAAAAAGUUAUAGAUGGAGUGGAGAUGCACAUGAUGGUGUAAUUGAUGUUAGAAGCUUUGAAGUGGAAAUGGUAUAAGCACUAAAUGUUGUAGGUCUCCUCUCCUUUAGCUAGGUAUUGAUGAGAGUGUAUCUUUGGACAAUCUUGGUUAUUAUUUGUUUGUGAAGGACUUGUUUUAUGGAUCUCUGCUUUAAAUUAAAAAGUACACAAAAUACACAGUUGUGUGGACCGCUUAGGCUACACAGUUGUGUGGACCCCAUUUCAUGCAA